AUGGCUGGACGAAACAAACACACAUUGACUACUGAAGAAGAUGCAAAGUUAAUUGAAGCAUUUUUGGAGUUACAUGUAUUCGGAAAGUAUGGUGGUGUCGAUAACGGAUUCAAACCCGGUUAUUUAAAGGCAGUGCAACAAUUACUAGAUAGUCAUAAAGGUGCUGCAUGUUUUCGCGAUAAACCAUUUCCCCAAUUCGAUAAUCUAUGUAAAAUCUUCGGUAAGGACAGAGCUACUGGUCAUGGAGCUACUGAUCUUGGAGAAGAUGUGACUGAAGAGACACAAAGAAGCUCACCUGUUGAUGUGGAAGGGUUGGAAGAUAUUGUUGAAGAGACGCAACAAAUUGCUCGUGGCAAUAGUAAACGCAAAAGGCCUCCAACAGAUGACACUGAAAGCUCUUACAAGGAAGCUGCAAAAGAAAUGAAAGAGACUUUCAAGGAGGUUGGUGAAAAACUCAAUGAAACAAUAUACAAUAUAGGAAUGCAAGAAAAUAAGGAAGCAUGUGAUAUGAUAGAUAAAGUUAUCGAAGAUAUACAACGCAGGACCGCCUCAACCCAACCAAAUGCCAUAGACGAUCAUGAGAAAGAUCUAACCCGGUUCCCAAAACCUGAAUGA
Molecule: messenger RNA, 615 nt
Organism: Lactuca virosa
Lineage: Eukaryota; Viridiplantae; Streptophyta; Magnoliopsida; Asterales; Asteraceae
Source: the annotation of a GenBank genome assembly